AUGUGCUAUCGAAGAUGUAUGUCUUGGACUAAAAUCGAUUUGUAUAAAGGCAAGCAUGGCCGUGCAAUAAGAAUCAUGAACUCAAAGCGUUCCAUCCAACCCAAAUACAAUAUGAACCGGUGUCCAAUACACAUUAUAUUACCUAUUCUGACCAUCAUUCUCCCUUAUAUAUCCACACUAAACCUUCCUAGUGGAGACCCUGCGCCAGGGAGAUCGCCAGGACCCCCCUUUUCUGAGAUCGAAGAUUAUGAUGAAACAACAACCAGUGAAGUGACCACAGUGCAGGUGAUAACUGACGCGUGUGAGUACGCCCGGAUUUCGAGUGAAAGUGAGCAGAUAGUGACACUGAGUGAGACGGAAAGUGAUGUGAAAUUGACAGUUAGCCACUCCGUUUUUGAUACUGCAGAGCUGGUUCGUGGAGUUGUUUACGAUGGUAAGUUUUUCCUUUAUCUACGGAUACUGCAGUUUUAA
Pieris macdunnoughi is the source of this 471-nucleotide messenger RNA. NCBI's taxonomy places the organism in Eukaryota, Metazoa, Arthropoda, Insecta, Lepidoptera, Pieridae. The record is from the annotation of a GenBank genome assembly.